Molecule: messenger RNA, 7930 nt
Organism: Betta splendens (Siamese fighting fish)
Lineage: Eukaryota; Metazoa; Chordata; Actinopteri; Anabantiformes; Osphronemidae
Product: xylosyltransferase 1-like
Exons: 11
Coding region: 2228-5026 (932 amino acids)
Biological process (GO): chondroitin sulfate proteoglycan biosynthetic process; heparan sulfate proteoglycan biosynthetic process
Cellular component (GO): membrane
Molecular function (GO): protein xylosyltransferase activity
Source: RefSeq, a predicted model, not a curated record
CUCUGUCAGCUUUAAAAAUCCAGAUUGUACAUUCAAAUGUAUUUUUAUAUCUGAAUGUAUGAGAACAUCCCAUUUACUGUGUUUGGGUAAAUAUGAGUCACUGUAUGAAAAGAGUUAAUUCAUCUUUGCUUCAGCUUCCACCCACAGGGACUAAAUUAAAAAUGAAAAGCUACUGUAGCUGUGUAAGGUUGUUUUGUCCUGUAAUGAAUUAGUGUGUGACAGCGGUUCGGAUGACGGAUGGAGUCCAGGAUCAUUGCCUAGAACUGUGUAAAGUUCAUAAUUGUACAAGUGAAUAAUACAUUUUAAAAUUGUGUAAAAACAAUAAAUAGCCACUUCCUGUGUGUAGAAUAUGGGAUGAGUGUAGUCAUUCAUCCUACCAUGUAAGAACAUUGAUCACUGUUGUUUCUGUUUUAACGGUCGGUCGGAUCUGACAUGUGCCGGGUUCUGGAGCAACAUCUAGUGACAACAAGUAAAUAAUACAGUCUAAGGAAAUACAGAACAUUGUGUAACAAUUCGAGACUCUGGCCUCUGGGGCACUGUGACGUUUUGUCUUAUUCAGUGUGUGUGACGUUGCUUCCUGUUCCUUGUUUCCUGUUUGUAUCCACUGUAUGUCACAUCCACCUGCUGCCAUUUUUUAUGUAUUUAAGGGCUUCCACCACUUUGUUGUUUAUUGCCAUUAUUCUGGUUUGUAAAUGGUUCCUCUCUCUCACCUGGUUUGUACUUGUUACUGUUACUCAGUUUAUGUUUAGUUUUAUAUUCCCUAUUAUGGAAGUAAUCUUAUCUGUCUAAGUUAUGUUAUUUCUUCUGGUGCCUCUAGUUGUUUAGUAUUGGGCCUAUUCUGUGUUAGUAGGUUCAUAUCUUUGGUUAUAGUAUUUUGCAUUGCAGGGAUUUGUUAUUUGCUUCCAUCCAGUCUCACUGUGUUGUAUUUUAUUGUCUUUCAUUUCUUUUAAAAUGUAUAUUUUUAUGUUUUGCAAAUAGACAGAUGAAGAAUAUGACAAUGUCACCAAUAUAAAGCAUCAACAUCUCUAAACCUCAAAUUUUAGCAUUUAGAAUUCUGGAAGAUUCAGUUCCUAAAUCAUGUUGACCUGGAAAGAGAAUAAACCAUGCAUUAGCAUAACACACACAACCUAAUUAUGUCUUUCAUCCAACGAGAGAAAAGACUUGCAUGUAACAUGAGGCACCUGGAAUUAGACAGGGAAAAAGGAAGCACCUUCAUUAGAUGGGAAAACGAUAAAAUGAGAGAGAGAGAGAGAGAGAGAGAGAGAGAGAGAGAGAGAGAGAGGGCAAGGGAGAAAAAGGGGGGAAAAUUGUGUCUAGACAGUCAAACAGCCAAAUUACUGGCACUUCUCUGCAAAACGCAUAAAAUUAGGUUAAUUAGGUGGAAAGUGUAUUAGACAGUGUCAGCAAUGAAGCAGAGGAAGAGUUCUAGGAACUACUGGAGUGUGUGUGUGUUCACUGCAUGGAUGGAGCAUCAAUGGUCAGGACACAAUGUUUCCCUCAUCCAAGUGUUAUUUGGUACUGAGUCAUAGCACCUGGACCCUUUUUCUUUUUACUGUAGGUCAACCUCCGUAUGUGAUGUAUUUUACGAAUCCUACUUCAUUUAAUUAGAUUUCCCAUAAAAUGUAUUGCUAGUAUAAGUUUUAAAAUCAGGAAAUACAUAUUACCAAAAAGAUUUAAUUGGUUAAGAUAUAUUUUUUAUUCAAAUUAGAACACAUACUGCCUGUUUUAAAAUGUUAAAAAUGUUAAUAUGUUACUGAAAUUGGAAAAAAUAAAUAUUUACAUUUGCAAUUUAAUUUGUUUUAUUAGCUCGUUGUUACCUGAUUUACAUCUAUAAAUUCAGGAAAUUUACAUUGUAACAGUAUGAUAUUGUUCUUAUUGUUCCCUGCUUGAUGUUUGGGGAGGUCCACAAAUGCCGCCCAUCCCCUCAGAACCUCACAACCCUGAUGUUCUCCACCUCAUUGGUUCGCGUCGUUUACUCUAAAUGAGGAGAUAAAUGUUUUCUCUAACGUGAUGCCUCGUUACCGACCACAUGGGGGCACGCGCGUCCUCCGCCUGCCUCGCCUCCCACCUCUUUCCUCAUUUCGAGCCUUUGCCAAAUCCCCUCCUCCUCCCUCCCUCUCCCUGCCAGAGGCUGCUGUCGGGCCGCGUAGGGGAGCAUUCAUACCCCGCUGUCGGCGUUUAGCGGAUGGGGCUUUCAGCUUGAGCCGGAGGGAGGAGGAGGAGGAAGAUGAACGGCACCCAGUGCGCCCGUAAGCUGGCUCGGCGGUCCAAGUCUGCCCUCCUCGUCGCCGCGCUGGCCGUGCUGCUGGUCCAGACUCUCAUCGUGUGGAACUUUAGCAGCCUGGACUCCACCGGCGGCGACAGAGAAGCCCGAAGCCGGGAGAAGAGAGAGGACCGAGGCGGCGGAGCCAACAAAGCCGGCGGGGAGCCCCCGCGUCGGGGUCUGCGGAGAAAGGACGACCCGCCGCUCGGGAAGGCGUCCGCUCGCCACAAGCUGCAGAGUAUCUACCAAUCCCACCACCCAGAGGAGAAACUUCGCCUGGACAGUAACAACAAUGAAAACUCAGUCCCCAAAGACUUUGACACCAUUGACAGCAACAGCAACCUGGCUGCUCAAGCCCAACGCCAACGAGUGCCUGCUGCGAAUGCGCGACGCAAGCUGGAUAAGGCCCAAGCGCAAGGCCUCCUGGAAAAAUCGGCUAACGAGAUCCUUAAGUUUCCUCCCGUCCAGCUUCGAGCCGCUGGCCAUGGUCACAACCAGACCUCCGUCCAUAAACCCCACCCCCAGGAGCCCACCGUUCCUGUGCGGGCCAAGCUGUCCAGUCGGGAUGCGCAGCUCCCACAUUCCAAGAAGUCUGCGGGUUUGCUACAGCCUGGUCUGGAGUUGAGCAAGAACCCGUUGCAAUGUGAGAUUAGUGGGAAAGAAGCCAUUUCUGCUCUAUCGAGAGCCAAGGGCCGCGAGUGUCGGCAGCAGAUAGUGGAGGUUUACUGCAAACACAAACAGAGGCUGCUGAUGCCUGAGAAAGUGCCUCGGUACUGCCCCAUAGAAGGUAAGGCAAACACGAACGUACAAUGGGAUGAGGAUCCCUCAGAUGCUGCGUCAGCUGAGCCUGUAAGAAUUGCCUUCGUCCUGGUUGUUCAUGGCCGAGCCUCGCGUCAGUUCCAGCGUCUCUUCAAAGCCAUCUACCACACCUCCCACUACUACUACAUUCAUGUAGACCAGAGAUCCAACUACCUGCAUAGAGAGGUUUUAUCGCUGGCCAGUCACUAUCCAAACGUCCGAGUCACUCCUUGGCGAAUGGCCACAAUCUGGGGCGGCGCCAGCCUGUUGACCAUGUACUUGCGCAGCAUGGAGGACCUUCUGAAAAUGACUGACUGGUUCUGGGACUUCUUCAUCAACCUCAGUGCGGCCGACUACCCCAUCAGGACCAGUAAACAGCUGGUGUCCUUCCUGUCUAAACACCGCAGCAGGAACUUCAUCAAGUCUCACGGCAGAGACAACGCGCGCUUCAUCCGCAAACAGGGCCUGGACCGUCUCUUCUACGAGUGCGACACCCACAUGUGGCGGCUUGGGGAUCGUAAGAUCCCAGAGGGAAUUGGUGUCGACGGGGGAUCUGACUGGUUCCUGCUCAACCGGCCCUUUGUGGAUUAUGUGGUCAACUCCAAAGACGAUCUGGUCAGCAGCAUGAAGCGGUUCUACACCUACACACUGCUGCCAGCUGAGUCAUUUUUCCACACCGUGCUGGAGAACAGCGCUCACUGUGAGACCAUGGUAGACAACAACCUGAGGCUCACCAACUGGAACCGCAAACUGGGAUGUAAAUGCCAGUAUAAGCACAUUGUGGACUGGUGUGGCUGCUCGCCCAACGACUUCAAGCCUUCGGAUCUGCAGCGCUUCCAGCAAGCAUCCAGACCCACCUUCUUCGCCCGGAAGUUCGAGGCCAGUGUCAGUCAAGAAAUAAUCAGUCAGCUGGACUCCUACCUGUUCGGAGCGUAUGCCCCAGACACCCCAGGCCUCCAAGCCUACUGGGAGAACAUCUUUGAGCAGGAGACCGACGGCCUCGCCAGCCUGUCGGACUCCAUGCUCAGCCACGUCCAUGCCUUUGCUCGUAUGGGCCUGUCUCGAGCCAGCAGGUCGCUGCAGGGCCACCCCAGCGACAACACUUGCAGGUACGUAGCCAUGAGUCAUCCGGUGUCGGUCCACCUCUACUUCCUCGCGGACCGGUUCCAGGGCUACCUGGUGCGUCAUGUGGCCACUAACCGAGCCUCCACGCAGCUGGAGAGCUUAGAGACCUGGGUGACGCCCAGAGACCACUUCAGCCUGGUCAGCCCACCCCACCCCACCAACAGGCUGACACACAUUCAGGUUGGAACAGACUGGGAUCCCAAGGAACGGCUGUUCAGGAACUGGGGCGGUCUGCUGGGCCCCAAGGACGAACCAGUGGCCGUCCAGCGCUGGAGCCGAGGUCAGAGCAACCUGACGGCCACGAUCGUGUGGAUCGACCCGACCAACGUCAUCGCCGCCACUUACGACAUCCUGGUGGACGCCUCCGCUGAGGUGACACACUACCGGCCGCCCCUCACCCCACCGCUGAGGCCGGGCCUGUGGACGCUGCGGGUGCUGCACCACUGGAACCUACUGGGCCAAACAAGCUUCGUUGUGGCGCCGCUGGAGUUCCGACGACAACAGCCCAUACAACAAGAGGACGCGGUGCGGUUGCAUGGUGGCCCAGCCAGUAACUCCUACAUGGAGCAGAGCUUUCACGGCCUGAACCCGGUGCUGCGGCUGCCGGUGAGUCUGGGCGCUGUGGAGGAGGCGGAGGCCAACGCGGGUCUGACAGGGGCGCCGCUGCAUCGCUGGCUGGACCGACUGCUGGCAGGCCACUGGUCCGCCUCGGAUGUCUGCUCCAUGGGCCCCAGUGCUUGUCCCGUCAUGCAGCGGUGUCACCUCAGUGUUUGGAGCUCCGCCAGCCCUGACCCCAAAUCUGAACUGACACCACCCAGAGAGGACGGAAGCAUCAGGUAGCAGACGUACGGACUGAGAAAGGACAAGUGGACAGAGGAGAGGAACAAAUAAAGGAGAGCUGUUCUGAUUUUUUAAUAUAUAUUUAUUUAAGGUUUGUGAACAGUGAAGAGGUGAAAGUAAAAGAAGAUGAUGGAAAAGACUCAGAAUAUUCAUAAAGUCAGCUGCUUUUCCAGCUAUUGGGGACUGUGUGUGUGCGCGUGUGUGUGUGCGUGUGCAUGUGCGGGUGCGUGUGCCUGUGUGUGUGUGUGUGUGAGAUCUCUAUACCUCUUGUUCAAAAACAGUGAAUAUGUUGGGAAGCUGUACACUGACAAAUUUAUCAAUGUUAGCCAAUUAAAUUAAGAUGAUUUAAUGAUUGAGGCUUUAUAAAGUUUUAAUUAUAUAAAUUAUGUUUUAUAGUUGUUCUAUUUAUUUUAUUUAAGACUGCUAUCCUAUAAUUUUCAAUUUUAUUCAAGGUUUACAGACAUCCUGGAAACACUGACUUGUUUGGUGCAGUCUUCCAGUCAUAAAUUGCCUUAAACAUGGAUAAUAGUUAGACGUACUAUAAAACAAGUCCUGGACAUUUGUGAAGUGAGUGCAACAAAAUGAAGGUGAUGUUUGUUGUCAGUUGAGCAACUUGGGGCCUAAAAUAAAACAAGCACACAUGUUCUCAUACAGAGUCAGAGUCAUCACAAGUGUGUGUUUCGUCAUUUGUAGCCCUAAAUAAAACUAUUAACUUUACAAGUAAAAAUAAUAUAUUUUACUAUUAAGUACCUCAGAGGUUUACUCUAAGGAAACCAACGGUGCAAACUACCUAUUAGAAAUUGUAUAAAGUCUCCUCUUUAAGACUAAGCAUCUGUUUGACUUGUUUCUGUCCAUCUAAAACAUGAAAAGGAAGACGCCUCCGCUUUCCUCCUUUAUCCUCUUUUAUCUUCACUCAUUUUAUUUCCUCUUUGACUUAAAAGCUGAUGUGACCAUGUUGAGCAAGCAACUGCUGUGUUAGUAAUUUAUUAACAGAGCUAUGUAAAUCUAAAGUUUUUUUUUUUAGCCCAGCUGAAUAUUUAAUAUGUUGACUUUUGCAACAUAAAUUGUCAGAACUGAUGGUAAAAGAAUCAAGACUUUACAUCUACAGCAGAAUUAUAUUCAUGAAGCUAAAAGUGCUUUUUAAUUAGGAAAAUAGUUUUUGUUUAACACCUGAACUUAAUCUUUUUAUUGUAAAGAUUAUUUCACCAAUAGGAUAUUAAAACUACAGCAUAUGCCCAUGAACAGUAAGCGGAGUGAUGUUGUGUGCACUGCACCUGGACAGUGCUCCACAAAGUCCAUUACUUCAUGUAUCAUUUGAAAAAGGAAAAAAAGGAAAAGGAGCAAAACAUACCUCUUAACAGCGAUGUUGUGUUUAUUUUACAAAAGGGUACAAAAUUGUACAAAGGUUGAAGUGGUCAACAUCAUUAUUACAAUAUUAAUUUAAUUUCUUGCUUCACGUGUAAAUAACCAGGGCAUGUUGAUGGGGAAAGGUAAUGGCAACUUUUCUUUGUUUAUUUAAAUAUCAGUUCACAUUUUUUUACUUUGAUUUCAUCUUCACGUCCCUUCUGUUUGAUAAGACCUUUACCAUCUGUGAAUUGUUUUGUAAUAAUUAACAGAUGAUCAAUUUCAAUGCACCUUUGGAUUUUGAUGCUGCUCUGUGAUGACAUUGUGCCAAGAGAGUUGACUCAGCAAAUAUUUAGAACCAGUCUGGGUUGGACCCUAACCAGUAACCAGUUACUCAUGUUUUUUGUACUGCAAAGAUGGGGAAAAAUAAUGAAUUCAAUAGCUUUGUUGUUGGUAAAUGAAACUGUAGCCAGUCAGAUUUCAGGUCAGCACAUAAAGUAGGACCAGGGUAAAAUGAAUGUACUGUCUCUGUCCACAGCAUCCACUGGUGUAGAGCAUCAGCCUCAGACUUUCAUUUUAAAUGUUAAUUUUUUUUUAAAGGUGCCACUUUUCGAUUGGUUUUGUGCUGGGCUACAAUAACAACAUUCAGAGGGGGAAUGGUCUAAAUCAGAACAACUAAACUAUGAAGGCAGUGGUCAGAAUAAACUUUUCUGCUACAAGACAAUUAAUUUAUCUUAUUAGCUUCAUUUUAAUGAGAUUUGAAAUGACGAGCAGGUGGUGCAGAUGUUACAUUACAGUACAUCAGUAACUUACUGCCACUGACUGAACAGCCCAAGAUGUUCAGUUUAAUCCAACAGAUAUUUAAACCUUGUGAGUAACAGCUUCCCCCUGACAAUUUAUCGUCCCAGCAGCCAUUUCAGCACGAGCCUAAGGGACGAUACAACGUUGUUUAUAUUGUGUUCCUGCUCGAGGUGAAUACCUGUGAAUUGACAGUUAAGAGCCAUUCUACUGUAUGUCCAAAAUAUUUUUCAUAUGACAAGUGAAUCUAUGUAAAUCAGUAUUUUGUAAAAUACAUACUUGAUGUACAGUUUUUAAGUUAAUGAUAUAAAACAUCCAACUCUUUUUACACAGCGCUGCUGUGUUAAGUUAUGUGAUUGUCUUAGAGGGUUUUUCGAGACAUUUAGGUGACGUGAAAUUGUUCUGAUGUCGUUAAAUCUCCAGAUUGAGGAAAAUCCCAGCUGAGAGUUUUUGUUUUACUUGUUGCCUUGUGUGUUGUUGCUUUGUGUCUCCUGUCCCAACCAGUUGUUUGGUCUUUUUUGUCUUCUUGAUGCCACUUCUUUGUCUUUUUGACUGUUUGUUGCUUGUUCAUUUGAUCGGUUCUCUCUCUGGGGUUAGUGUUGUGCCUUAGCUGUACUCUUGCUUUAGAAAAGUCUCUCUGAAAACAUGUCUCCAUUGUCCAAAAACCAAAAAUUGAAUGAAUUGUUGUGAAUGCCUUAUAAAUGACCAUAGUGGUCAUUUAUACAUUUUUGAAAAUUAAAAUUAAUCUCCCUUUAUAAUGCA